Arctia plantaginis is the source of this 528-nucleotide messenger RNA. The record is from the annotation of a GenBank genome assembly. NCBI's taxonomy places the organism in Eukaryota, Metazoa, Arthropoda, Insecta, Lepidoptera, Erebidae.
AUGGCAGAAAUCACGUGGCCUUGGCAGUAUAACUUUCCUCCCUUCUUUACAAUCCAACCGCAUUCAGAAACUAGAGCUAAGCAACUAGAAGCAUGGGAAACACUGAUAAUAGACUAUUUAAAAGCAAGUAAACAGUCGACAAUAGAUAUAAGAGAAUCACAAAACACUCCUUUAUUCAACAAUGCCGCAAUUGAAAGAAAAUUAUCCCAAGAGGCUGUGUUGACAAUAUUAGAGGAUAUGGCAAAGACGGGCAAAGCUGCCCCUGUAGAUAAAAGUAAAAAUGUAUGGGAAAUAUACUGGCAUUCGUUGGAUGAGUGGGGCAAUAUGAUAUAUAACUGGGCAUGCAAUAACGGAAUGAAUAAUUCUGUGUGUACGUUAUUUGAGUUGAGAGAAGGAGAUAACACUGCAGAUCAAGAAUUCCAUGGUUUGGAUAUGAAUGUACUUGUGAAGGCUUUAAAAAGAUUAGAACUCAAAAGCAGAUGUGAGUUAAUGGAAUUCGACGACAGUCAAGGUGUUAAGUUUUUCUGA